Messenger RNA from Mesitornis unicolor (brown roatelo), 1505 nucleotides. It is a transcript of the gene MOCS1, whose product is annotated as molybdenum cofactor synthesis 1. The record is from RefSeq and is a predicted model, not a curated record. Gene Ontology annotation, molecular function: 4 iron, 4 sulfur cluster binding; GTP 3',8'-cyclase activity; cyclic pyranopterin monophosphate synthase activity. Bases 121 to 1017 code for a protein of 298 amino acids. Gene Ontology annotation, biological process: Mo-molybdopterin cofactor biosynthetic process. The transcript has 10 exons. Lineage: Eukaryota; Metazoa; Chordata; Aves; Mesitornithiformes; Mesitornithidae.
CGCUUUCUACUGGAACGUGCUGCACCCUUCUCUGCUUUUUUGACAGACAGCUUUGGGCGUCAGCACAACUACUUGCGAAUUUCUUUGACCGAGAAAUGCAACCUCAGGUGUCAGUAUUGUAUGCCAGAGGAAGGCGUUCAGCUGACCCCUAAGUCAGAGCUACUCACUGCUCAGGAGAUAAUCACACUAGCCAGGCUGUUUGUGAAAGAAGGUGUAGAAAAGAUCCGACUGACAGGAGGAGAGCCACUUAUCCGACCUGAUGUGGUCGAUAUUGUGGGACAACUGUACAAGCUGGAAGGGCUGAAAACCAUUGCUGUCACAACCAACGGGAUCAACUUAGUCAGACUGCUGCCCAGACUGAAGGAGGCAGGACUGAAUGCCAUUAACAUUAGCCUGGAUACUUUGGUCCCAGCUAAAUUUGAGUUCAUUGUCCGGAGGAAAGGCUUUCACAAGGUAAUGGAAGGAAUCCACAAAGCCACUGAACUCGGCUACCGCCCUGUUAAGGUAAACUGUGUGGUGAUGCGAGGCUUCAAUGAGGAUGAACUGCUGGGCUUUGUGGAUUUCACAAAGGAUCUGCCCCUUGAUGUGCGGUUCAUUGAAUACAUGCCCUUUGAUGGCAAUAAAUGGAACUUCAAGAAGAUGGUGAGCUACAAAGAAAUGCUUGAUACAAUUAAACAGCAAUGGCCUGAACUGGAGAAAUUGCCCUGUGAAACUUCCAGCACAGCCAAGAGUUAUAAGGUGCCACAUUUCCAGGGACAAAUCAGCUUUAUCACCUCCAUGUCGGAGCACUUCUGCGGAUCCUGCAAUCGGCUGAGGAUAACAGCAGAUGGGAACCUAAAGGUGUGCCUUUUUGGGAAUUCAGAAGUGUCCUUGAGAGAUCACCUGCGGUCAGGUGCCUCAGAGGAAGAGUUGGUUCAAAUCAUUGGAGCAGCAGUGAGCAGAAAAAAGAAACAGCAUGCUGGCAUGUUUAACAUUUCCCAGAUGAAAAACCGUCCAAUGAUCCUGAUCGGUGGGUGACAAAUCAAUCCUGAAUUGAUGCCAUUCCCACUAUACCAGGAUGCCCUACAGAAUCCCCCAAAUUCAAAAUGGUGGGGCCACACAUUUAGCCAUUGGCUGACUUUGAGAGUAAGUUUACCCAAAGAAAUGGGAAAAGCAUUAAUGAAAAAUAAGCUUACAGAACAACUUUUCCUGCCAGCAUCUCACCCAGAGCAACAGUGGCACUUAACAGCAGGAAUUCUGCAAACCCAGCUCCGAGGCUGCUGUGUCUUCCAGAAGGACUCAAGCUCCACGUUUGACACAAAGUGCCUUGAGGCUUCUCCUGUUGGCCAACUUUCUGUGGGCUGUCUGUCCAAAGAGGCAAGUCCAGGAUCUGAAUUCUGUACCGGAGAUUUGGGAUCUCGCACCAAGGUACCUCGUGCCUCUGACAGCUUGACUCACACCGAUGAGGAAGGACGGGCCGCGAUGGUUGAUGUUGGAGGGAAGCCAGAUUCAAGAAGGAGCGCUGU